CAUUAUUGUUGUAUGACUGUCUGUGGUACACACCUUUCUCACAAUUAUAUCAUUAAUAUACGUUUUUCUGCCAUUGCAUUAUAGAGACUGAGACAAGAUGCAGGACAAUCUAAAAAUGAUUGCCGAGAUGUGCGUUAUUCUUAAGCGAUAGUUCAGCAUUUGUUAAAUUAGCCUAUUUCUGUAAUCCCCAUAGUCAUAUGAGCACCGUAGGUAAAUUCCAUUUAAUUAUCAGUGCCUGUUAAUUUCUCGAGGUGAUGUGUGUGUUGCACAGUGAACACAAUGGAGGUGAACUAAACAUGCGCUGUUUGAAAUCACUCAUUACAGCGCGAUGUCUGAAAUGAUGUUCCAGCUUUAUUUUUGGCACGAAAAACACUCGGGUAAUGUUCAUUAUUUCAUUCUGUGGUGAAUGCACAGGUCACAACUUCUCUAUUCAGUCUUUUGGAGUUGUUGGAUGAUAUAUUGUAAAUAUUUAAAGUUUUGAGGAACAGCACAUUAAUUUACCUUCAUUGUUUUCUCUGUGCAGCAUGUCUUUUUGUCAUGGGUCUUAAAGCACCAGGCACUGAUAAAAUAAAGAGAAAAGUCAAACUCAUAUGUCAGUAGGGAUUAUAACGUUUAAUAUACUGUGUUUUAAUGUGUAAUCUUACACAGCAUGUUAUAAUAAAUGUGGAAUAUGUUCUAAUAUUACUGCAUACUACAUUAAAGCCUACUGUCUUUGCUGUGUUUUCAGAUGCAAACAAGAUCAAAAAAGAGAAGGGAAAUACUUGAGACGGAGACAGCACAAAGCCCAGGUCCACCACAUCCCUUUCAGUCAACCCCAACAGACAUUACAAGUAGUAACAUUGGACAAAGACAAAACAGAAGUGAGCUUAGUUUACCGAAGCCCCCGUUUGAAGAGGCCGAUACACUUGUGUGGGAUUCCGAUGACGAUGGUGUGGUGGUUGUAAAUUUUAACCAUUUUGAGGGAGAUGAUGUCAUACAGAUUGCUGAGGUGAGUGGAGCCCCUACACAGGUUAUACAGCUUCUAGCACCUUCAGGCGAUGGCCUAACUGGACUGGAUGAGCAGCUAUUCAUACGUGAGGAGGCAGCGCAAACUGCUCAGGUAAGACACACCAUUUUAACUUUGAUGUUCUCAAGGUUAUCUUGUACUGGGGUAAGAGAUCACACAUUUUGAAUAGAAAGCAGUUUGACGAGGGGGUUUGUGACAUCAUAUAAAAUAUGCUUGGGUUUUCUUUUUAUGUGAAACAUAGGACCCAAAGCUACUUCAACCUUGGCACAAACAUGGUAAGGGCUACUUUGGCUUCUGCUUUACUCAUUAGUCACUCGCUCUGUUUUUUAUGUAUUUUGUUCUUCCAGCUGGACAGUGAGCUGAAUUUGCCAUCGGAUUCAAGCAGCCAGAUUUCUUCAACAACAUCGUCCAGCAUCGCAGGAAAUCCACAGACCAUGCGGCGUGCUUCAAUUUGCAGGAUAAAGGUUGUCGAUGAUCUUUUGGCUGUAUUUACCGACAGCAGCAUCAUGAAUGUGACUUUAAAGAUGGAUUUUGUAAACGAAAAAGCCGUUGAUGAUGCUGGUGUGUCUAGGGAGGUGUACACAGCCUUCUGGGAGCAAGUUCUUGAACAGUGUGAGGGGGAAAUGGAGCGAGUUCCAAGGCUGAGGCCAGAUUUCUCUGAGGCUGAAUGGCAAGCGGUUGGACGCAUUUGGGUAAAAGGAUUUCUCGAUCAUGGUGUAAUGCCAGUGAAGCUUUCCCUGGCUUUCAUUUUAGCAUGCAUCAACGGAAUUGACUACGUUGAUACAGAGACCUUGAUGUCAUCGUUUCUCAACUACCUGCCUCCUAUCGAAAGAUCAGCUGUUGAGAAGGCUCUCCAGGGCACAAUGGAAGAAAGUGAUCAAGAGGACUUGAUGGACCUUUUCACACGGAUGGGUUCUCAUUCCUUACCUCCACAGAAUGGCAUGAAGUCUGCCAUAGAAAUGAUGGCCCACAAAGCCAUUCUCCAAGAGCCGAAGUAUAUAGUUGAUUGCUUCUCCACUCCCAUGUCACAUGUAAAGCUGAAACUACCAGAUAAGGACAGUGUGUUAAAUCUGUAUGAGUUAAAGAAGCCCACAGGCAAAAGAGUGAUGCAACUGUUUGAAACAACAAAGGUGGUGCUGUCUCAGAGAGAACAAGCAACCUUUUACCAUCUCCAGCGUUAUGUGAAAAAUGCUGAUCAAGCCAAAGCUGAGAAAAUCCUGUGUUUCUGCACAGGUUCCUCAGUUAUUUGUGUUGAGAAAAUUAUGGUUAGCUUUAAUGCAGAAACUGGCCUCAACAGAAGGCCUGUUGCUCACACCUGUGGAGCUACACUUGAUGUACCAUGUACAUACAGUUCUUACCCAGAAUUCCGCACAGAAUUUGACAAUAUCCUGUCCAGCAACUACUUAGAUAUGGACAUUAUUUGA
Molecule: messenger RNA, 2430 nt
Organism: Nothobranchius furzeri (turquoise killifish)
Lineage: Eukaryota; Metazoa; Chordata; Actinopteri; Cyprinodontiformes; Nothobranchiidae
Source: RefSeq, a predicted model, not a curated record